UUGUUUCCCGAGAAAUCAAUCUCGAUUUCCAUCUCCUAUUUGUCAUCGGAGCUUUUUUCCUUCUACUUCCGAAGGUAAGGAAUAAAAGAUCAGUCAAGACUCAAGAGUUUGAUCUUGGUUGAAAAACCGAGAAUGGAAGGAGAUGUGUUGUCCGGAUUUGGAGACAGACACAAUAUGGAUGGGAAAUUGUUGCAGAGUUUCCAGAAGAGCUUUGUGGAUGUUCAAGACAUUUUGGACCAAAACCGAUUAUUGAUCAACGAGAUCAAUCAGAACCAUGAAUCGAAACAACCCGAUAACUUGGGUCGAAACGUGGGUUUGAUCAAAGAGCUCAACAAUAAUAUCAGAAGAGUAGCUAGCCUGUACGGUGAUCUCUCUCAUUCUUUUGCAAGAUCAGUGGAUGCUUCAUCAGAAGGUGAAUCUAGUGGAACUCUGAAAUCUGAUGGGAAAGCUAACCAGAAGAGAUUUAGAUCCGGUUAGUAUUGUAACCAAGACCAUCAAAGUUUAUUAUCAUAGAUUCAUACUCAGAGCUAAUUGAUUGAGAAGGAAGGAGAGUUUUACAAAUGUAAUCUCUGUUGAAAUGAAAGUUUGAUUUUCAG
This is a messenger RNA of Arabidopsis arenosa, 596 nucleotides long. NCBI's taxonomy places the organism in Eukaryota, Viridiplantae, Streptophyta, Magnoliopsida, Brassicales, Brassicaceae. The record is from the annotation of a GenBank genome assembly.